Larimichthys crocea (large yellow croaker) is the source of this 915-nucleotide messenger RNA. RefSeq names its product transmembrane and death domain 1 (gene tmdd1). The transcript is spliced from 5 exons. Gene Ontology annotation, molecular function: protein binding. Gene Ontology annotation, biological process: signal transduction. The coding region runs from base 62 to 835 and encodes 257 amino acids. NCBI's taxonomy places the organism in Eukaryota, Metazoa, Chordata, Actinopteri, Sciaenidae. The record is from RefSeq and is a predicted model, not a curated record.
UUGAAAAUAAACGUCACACGUUGUUAGCAGCAUGUAUUGAGUCUAUAAUACGUCGGUCAACAUGCAACACUGGAAAUGCUGUCCGUUCUUUGUCUUUCUACUUGUGAGCUCAACACUGGGGGAGGACACAGUGGCAGAAGACAUCGGCGUCCACCAGCUGGAGCGUUUAGUGGAGUUGCUGACAUCCAGCGAGUGCGAGGACCUCCUGCUCGCCCUCUCACACCCAGAGGAGAACAUCUUUCAGCACCUUGAGCGCCUCUCGCCAGAAAGAAAUCAACUGAAUCUCAAGCGUCGAGGCAAGAGGGACACCUCCUCUGCUGCAGAUAGUGAAGCCCAGUGCCGGACGGCCCUGACAGACUGGCUGCUGAGGUACGGAGAGCAGACCUACUACGACAGGCUUUCUCGUGCCUUGCAGCACAUCGGCAGAACAGACAUCGCAAUUGAAGUCGGGAAAAACAUCAACCAGGACAAAGCCCUGAGCCUGAAACGCUUUGUUGAAGACUAUCACAAAUACGUCAACUCCUUAAACAUCCCACUGAUGAAAUCACACACAAAGGACCAACGGCGUGAGAACCAGAGGGCCAGAAGAAGAAACGUAAGGGAUUUGACGUGGCGUGACCUGGAUCUGAUUGUGGAGCGGGCUCCUGUUCCGCAGUACCAGAAGGGACCUUUGGAUGUGGCUCUGCCACUCUUGUAUGGCCUCCUGCUGGGUUUUGGAGGUACCUUGCUCGUGGGCGUCUCUAUACUUCUCGUCGCCGUCCGCAUCUCCCAUGGAACCAAACCAAAGGGUGGCGUCACCAAAGGGUCACCAGCAGCUCCGGCAGCAACUUUGUAACGCUGGAAGAAGCAGCUUAGGGGUUUAAAUUGUUCAGUACCAACAUUUAAUACGUGCACAAAUAAAGACAAUGUACAUCA